This is a messenger RNA of Cercospora beticola, 1993 nucleotides long. RefSeq names its product bifunctional phosphoribosylaminoimidazolecarboxamide formyltransferase/IMP cyclohydrolase ADE17 (gene ADE17). Gene Ontology annotation, biological process: 'de novo' IMP biosynthetic process. Gene Ontology annotation, molecular function: IMP cyclohydrolase activity; phosphoribosylaminoimidazolecarboxamide formyltransferase activity. The record is from RefSeq and is a predicted model, not a curated record. Gene Ontology annotation, cellular component: cytosol. Lineage: Eukaryota; Fungi; Ascomycota; Dothideomycetes; Mycosphaerellales; Mycosphaerellaceae.
AGUCAACAAACAGCAUCUCCGCAUCCCAAUCGCACAAUGGCGUCCGAAACACCUCAGAAAAUUGCCAUUCUGUCGGUCUACGACAAGACCGGCUUGCUGGAUCUCGCCAAAGGUCUUGUCAAGCAGAACAUCCGCCUGCUGGCCUCAGGCGGCACCGCAAAGCUGAUUCGCGAGGGAGGCUUCCCUGUCGAAGAUGUCUCAGCAAUCACAAAGGCACCUGAGAUGCUCUCGGGGAGAGUCAAGACCCUUCACCCAGCGGUGCACGCCGGUAUCUUGGCUCGCGAUCUUGCCUCGGACGAGAAGGAUCUCGCAGAGCAGAACAUCAACAAAGUCGAUUAUGUGAUUUGCAACUUGUACCCUUUCAAGGAUACUGUGGCAAAGAUCAACGUAACCAUUCCGGAGGCAGUCGAGGAGAUCGAUAUCGGCGGCGUCACGCUCAUCCGAGCAGCUGCAAAGAACCACGGCAGGGUUACCAUUCUCAGCGACCCCGCCGACUACCAUGACUUCCUCCAGGAGCUCGCGAGCGGAGAGGUGACCGAGAAGUCGCGCCAGCUUUACGCUCUCAAGGCGUUCAACCACACUGCGGACUACGAUACCGCCAUCUCCGAUUUCUUCCGCAAGAAGUACGCCGGAGAAGGUCAUCAACAACUCACUCUUCGUUAUGGCACGAACCCACACCAGAAGCCUGCGUCUGCAUUCACGACAGAGUCACCUUUGCCUUUCAAGGUGCUCUCUGGCUCACCUGGUUACAUCAACCUCCUUGAUGCACUCAACGCCUGGCCACUUGUCAAGGAGCUCGAUGAGGCACUCGGCUACCCUGCAGCUGCUUCUUUCAAGCACGUCUCUCCCGCUGGUGCAGCCAUUGGUGUUCCCCUCAGCGAUGUAGAGAAGAAGGUCUACAUGGUUGAAGACAUCGAAGGCCUUGACGCAUCUGGGCUCGCACAAGCUUACGCUCGUGCUCGUGGAGCAGACCGUAUGUCGAGCUUCGGCGAUGUGAUUGCCUUGUCACGAGAGGUCGAUGUGCCUACAGCCAAGAUCAUUGGGAAGGAAGUCAGCGACGGCGUUAUCGCACCAGGCUACCAACCCGAAGCUCUGGAAAUCUUGAGCAAGAAGAAGGGCGGCAAGUACCUUGUUCUCCAGAUGGAUCGCACAUACGUUCCACCACCACACGAGCAGCGCACACUGUAUGGCGUGAACCUCACGCAGCACCGCAACGACGCUCUCAUUUCGCCGCAGAACACUUUCAACAACAUCAUUGUGCCUAAAGACUCGAAAGCUCUUCCAGAAUCAGCGCUGCGCGACCUCACAGUGGCAACUAUUGCAUUGAAGUUCACGCAGUCCAACUCGGUCUGCUACGCAUUGAAUGGCCAGGUUAUCGGUCUCGGUGCUGGACAACAAUCACGCAUCCACUGCACACGUCUAGCCGGUGACAAGGCCGACAACUGGUGGAUGCGCUUCCACGAGCGCGUUCUCGCAAUCAAGUGGAAGAAGGGCACCAAGCGUGCUGACAAGUCCAAUGCCAUCGACUUGUUGACCUCAGGCAUCGUGCCAGACAGCGGCAUCGAGAGGCAAGAAUGGGAGAAGAACUUUGAGGAGGUCCCAACUCCAUUCACGCUGGAAGAGCGAAAGUCAUGGCUGAGCAAGCUUAGCGAAGUCGCUGUCAGCAGUGAUGCUUUCUUCCCAUUCACAGACAAUGUCUUCCGCGUGGCCCGCAGUGGUGUCAAGUACAUCGCAGCCCCAACGGGUAGCCAAAACGACCAGGCUUGCUUUGCGACUGCCGAGCAAUUGGACAUCACCUUUGUCGAGCAGCAUGUCAGACUGUUCCACCACUAGAAGGUGUCAGGGAUACUGAAUAGAUGAUGAAGGACACGUGGAACUUGAACAUGAGUGUUUAUAGCAAGACAUGCUUUGAGAUACCAACUUUGAGUGCAUUCGAUAGAUGAGGUAAACGAAAAGUCGCUCGAUAGUCGCAUUGAAGUUCACUCGCUGCUGC